UAGUUUUAUAAUUGUGUCUUGGCAACUCUGAGAUAAUAAACAAAACAAACAAGUGAGUUUGACAGCAGAAAAUUUACAAGACAAAUCAUCAAUUUUCAGCGGAUUUUACCUUGUUUUUCCAAUUUAAACACUUAAUUAACCACAAUGGAUUCCAAAUUAGAUAUGAUGGAAGACUAUUCCAAUGCUAGUUUGGAAGGUGACAUGUCUAUUCCGGGUGCUGCACGCACAAAUGCUCCCAUAGGAGCUCCGGACUUUAAUACUUUAGAUGAACCUAUAAAAGAGACUAUUCUUCGUGAUAUACGUGCGGUGGGUGUUAAAUUUUAUCAUGUCUUAUAUCCCAAAGAAAAAUCUAGUCUCUUGAAAGAUUGGGAUCUUUGGGGGCCUUUAGUGCUUUGCACCUUCAUGGCCACCAUUCUACAAGGUUCUGCUGAUGCGCAAUAUGAUGGUGGCCCUGAAUUUGCUCAAGUGUUUGUGAUAGUAUGGAUAGGUGCGGCCAUUGUUACACUAAAUUCUAAGCUUCUAGGAGGAAAUAUUUCUUUCUUUCAGUCGGUUUGUGUUUUAGGUUAUUGUCUAACACCCGUGGCUAUUUCCUUAAUAGUUUGCCGUAUCAUACUUUUGGCUAAACAAACUAAGUUGUUGUUCUUUUUGCGUCUUUUAACCACAACAAUGGGUUUUUCUUGGGCCACUUAUGCUUCCUUCAUCUUUCUGGGCAACAGUCAGCCUCCAAACCGUAAGCCUUUGGCGGUUUAUCCCAUAUUUUUAUUUUUCUUUAUUAUAUCUUGGUUAGUGAUAUCAAACAAUUAAAUUUAUUUAUAAUUUUGUUAAUACAUAAUAGUUAUUAAUUAAAUCCUAAUUAAAAAGCAAGCAAAAAUGUCAAAAUAAAUUAUAUGCAU
Molecule: messenger RNA, 893 nt
Organism: Lucilia sericata (common green bottle fly)
Lineage: Eukaryota; Metazoa; Arthropoda; Insecta; Diptera; Calliphoridae
Product: protein YIPF6
Exons: 6
Coding region: 145-804 (219 amino acids)
Biological process (GO): endoplasmic reticulum to Golgi vesicle-mediated transport
Cellular component (GO): trans-Golgi network; membrane
Source: RefSeq, a predicted model, not a curated record